Penicillium olsonii is the source of this 1482-nucleotide messenger RNA. Lineage: Eukaryota; Fungi; Ascomycota; Eurotiomycetes; Eurotiales; Aspergillaceae. The record is from the annotation of a GenBank genome assembly.
AUGGCGCGCGUUCCUUUCAUUGGCAGAUUGUUCUGGUUUGAGUACCUAGCGUUGUUUGGGUCGUUGGUACUGGUACUACUUGAGACAGUCAUACACUUGAUAACUUGGUGUCUUCCAAGCCCUAUCAUUAGGUUCUGCUAUGGACAAUCCAAAGCGCUCUUCAACCUGCUGCUCCCCACGGAGUCUCGCCCGAAGCGCACAGAAGAGGAGAUAUUCGCCAGCUCUGUCGCAGAUGCCUCGGACUUUACCGAGAUAUGCGCCCUCUUCGGCUACCAAGCCGAGGAGCACAUCGUGCAAACAAAGGACGGCUAUCUUCUAGGACUACACCGACUUGCAUAUAGAAAGGGAGAAGAACAUACCCGCGUCAACCAAGGGCCAAGCGGAAUACAGAAGAAAGUCGUCUACCUUCACCAUGGUCUUCUCAUGUCAAGCGAAGUUUGGGUGUCGUUGACCGAUGAGCAGAGAUGUCUUCCCUUCCGGUUGGUGGAAAAGGGGUACGACGUCUGGUUAGGAAAUAACCGCGGGAAUAAAUACUCUAAGAAAUCCAUCCGGUUCUCACCAGGCUCAAACGAAUUCUGGGACUUCUCCAUCGACCAGUUCGCCUUCUCCGACAUCCCCGAUAGCAUCGAGUACAUUCUCGAAGUCACGGAGCAGCCAUCCCUAUCAUACAUUGGAUUUUCUCAAGGCACUGCCCAAGCAUUUGCUACACUGGCCAUUCACCCACUGCUGAACAACAAGGUGGAUGUCUUCGUGGCACUGGCACCCGCCAUGGCACCUUCUGGCCUGCGCAAUCGCAUCGUCGACUCACUGAUGAAAGCAUCUCCCGACUUCCUGUUCCUGCUCUUCGGUCGCCGCAGCAUCCUGUCAUCAACAACAAUGUGGCAAACAAUCCUAUACCCACCCAUCUUCGUGCGCAUCAUCGACGUGGCUCUCAGGGCCCUCUUCAACUGGAAAUGCCGCAACAUCAAGCGCACCCAGAAGCUAGCCGCUUACUUACAUCUCUAUUCCUUCACCAGCACCAAGUCAGUAGUCCACUGGUUCCAAAUCAUCCGCCACAAGAACUUCCAGUUCUACGACGACGAAGUCUACGCUCCAUUCAGCAUUGCCGCCAGUGAGCGUUUCUACAAGCCAGUCAAGUACCCGACCCGCAACAUCAAGACUCCCAUCGUGCUGCUAUACGGCGACAGCGACAGUCUAGUCGAUAUCGGAGUCAUGCUCAAGGGCUUGCCCCGAAGUACCGUUGCCCAAGCGAUCCCAACAUACGAGCAUUUAGACUUCCUCUGGGCCUCGGAUGUCGACCGCCAAGUCUUUGGUUAUGUAUUCGAUGCGCUAGAGACCUAUAGCCGUGGUAGCCCUACCGUGAUCAGCACGUCGGGCCCCGGCAAAUACGUCAAAGGCUUCUUGACCGAUGGGCGCGCUUCGAAUACAUCGGUUUCCCGCAAGAACCCCAUCACAAAUGGUGUGCAUGGAGCUGCGGUCUGA